Molecule: messenger RNA, 1432 nt
Organism: Sorex fumeus (smoky shrew)
Lineage: Eukaryota; Metazoa; Chordata; Mammalia; Eulipotyphla; Soricidae
Gene: LRRC34
Product: leucine rich repeat containing 34
Exons: 10
Coding region: 1-1410 (469 amino acids)
Molecular function (GO): protein binding
Source: RefSeq, a predicted model, not a curated record
AUGCUGGAGGCCGGGAGCCCGCGGCCGCGGUGGAAGCGCCCAGGAGUGCGCGCUCCCGGCCCGGACGCGCAGGCGCAGACAGCGUCUCCGGCAGCCGGCGGGGCGGGGGCGGGGCCGGGCGCGCGCGGUCGCCUAGGCGACAGCAUCGCCGCUGCCCCGCGGAGACAGCAUGAGGUCCAGCCCUGCGGCGGCGGCGGCGGCGGCAGGAACUGGGGGCCAGAGCCGCCCCCCCGACAGCUCCCCCACCCCGGCUGCGCACUCUCAGCAGGCCUCAAAGCACGACUGGAAGUAAUUUCAUUGAAUUUGGCUGGUAAUAAUCGCUUAAUACCAGUAGAAAGAUUAACAGGUGAAGAUUUUUGGAUUCUUUGUAAAACUAUAAAGAAGAUCCGAAAUAUUGAAAGUUUGGAUGUAAGAUAUAAUACCAUUGGGGAUACUGGUGCGUUCUAUGCUGCAGAAUUGUUUCAGAAACACCCAAAUCUCAGAUAUGUAAACCUCAUGUUUAAUGAUAUUGGGCCUGAAGGUGGAGAAUUGAUUGCUAAUGCAUUAUUUAUGAAUGAAACUCUCAAAAACCUAAGAAUGACUGGAAACAAGAUUGAAAAUAAAGGGGGGAUGUUUUUUGCUUCAAUGCUACAAAUGAAUUCAUCUUUAGAAAUGUUAGAUCUGGGUGACUGUGACCUGGGAAUGCAAAGUCUGAUAGCAUUUGCUACCGUCCUAACUCAGAACAAGACACUUAAAGGAAUUAAUUUAAAUCGACCUAUACUAUAUGGUCAGCAGGAAGAGUCCACAGUUCAUUUAAGUUACAUGUUGAAAGAAAAUCACUGUCUCAUUGAGCUACACAUGUGCAAGCAUGAUAUUAAAAACUGGGGUUUCAAACAUUUGUGUGAGGCACUGUAUCUGAACAGUAGCCUACGCUACCUUGAUGUCAGCUGCAAUAACAUAACUCGUGAUGGAAUGAAGUUUUUGGCUGAUGUGUUGAAAAAUAAUACCACAUUGGAAGUAAUAGAUCUUUCUUUUAACAGAAUAGAAAAUGCAGGAGCAAAUUAUCUUAGUGAAACUCUUGCUUCACACAACAGAAGUCUUAAAGCAUUGUCAGUAGUAAGCAACAAUAUAGAAGGAGAAGGACUUGUUGCACUUUCACAAUCAAUGAAAACAAAUCCCAUAUUCUCAUAUAUUUACAUUUGGGGAAACAAAUUUGAUGAGGCUACAUGUAUCGCAUAUGCAGAUUUAAUUCAAACGGGUCAUCUCCAGCCAGACAACACAGAUGUGGAGCCAUACACAGUGGAUGGACGUGUGUAUCUUGCAGAAGUCUCCAAUGGCCUGAAAAAGCACUAUUACUGGACACCAACUUAUACAGCUGCUUACAGUCACUCGGCAAAUAUAGGAACUACUCUUGUAAGCCAAGAUCAAUGAAAAAUGAGUCUUAGAUUAAUUU